AAAUUAAUGGGCCUCCGCCUCUCCGGGGCUCCGCCGCUCCGCCGCUCCGUUCUUAAUUAUUAAGAAAAAACGUUAAUUUUCCCUGGAAAGGAAUUUGAAUUAGCAAUUUUUUCCCGAACCCCGUUUCGGCCCGGCGAACUGAUCUUUUAGAUCUCCUUUUCCAAGACCUCUCUUCACUCUUCCUUUGAAUUUUGAUUUCAAACCCUAGCCCUAACCAAUUUGGCAACAGGUUUUCUUCUAGUGGGAAGCUGAAGGCUCUCUCUUCUAAGGUUGGUUGAUUGGACCAAAUUUUUCAAAAACAGAAAUCCUUUUCAGUCUAUUUGUAUGGAUCCGGAGGCUGCACAGACUGCCCGAGAAUCUCUUGAGCUGGCAUUUCACAUGUCAAACAUUCUUGACACAGGACUUGAUCGACACACCCUUUCUGUCCUCAUUACUCUUUGUGACCUGGGUUUGAACCCUGAGGCACUGGCUGCUGUGGUGAAGGAACUUCGAAGAGAAUCCUGUUCCUCGUCCCCAAUGCCAGAGACUCCAUCAUCUGUUUCCUAGGCAGGUUUGUGGUGUAUUCUGCUAACGGUCAAAGAAAGAAGAAAUUGUAGUUCACUUUUGUUUCAAGCAGGGUCCUUUGCAGAUACAGGUUUUCUUUUCCUUAUGGAAGUGAUUAUUCUCUGAGCUUAUAUUCUCUCACUUCAUAUCCACUGUUA
Molecule: messenger RNA, 701 nt
Organism: Vitis vinifera (wine grape)
Lineage: Eukaryota; Viridiplantae; Streptophyta; Magnoliopsida; Vitales; Vitaceae
Product: mitotic-spindle organizing protein 1A
Exons: 2
Coding region: 325-546 (73 amino acids)
Biological process (GO): mitotic spindle assembly; gamma-tubulin complex localization; microtubule nucleation by interphase microtubule organizing center
Cellular component (GO): centrosome; spindle; gamma-tubulin ring complex
Source: RefSeq, a predicted model, not a curated record